This is a messenger RNA of Colletotrichum scovillei, 2468 nucleotides long. Its product is annotated as PHD-finger domain-containing protein. Gene Ontology annotation, cellular component: nucleus; Rpd3L-Expanded complex; Rpd3L complex. The transcript has a single exon. Lineage: Eukaryota; Fungi; Ascomycota; Sordariomycetes; Glomerellales; Glomerellaceae. Gene Ontology annotation, biological process: regulation of DNA-templated transcription. The record is from RefSeq and is a predicted model, not a curated record. Bases 914 to 2209 code for a protein of 431 amino acids.
CCCGAAUCCAACUGGAACUGGACCACCACGCUGCACAAACGCGAUUCCAGCCUCUUCCACCCCACAUCCACGCGCAUCCGAGAAAAUUUCAUCUCUCUAUCCGUAUUCAGCAAGGAAAUUUUCAUUACUCCGUGAAUAAAAUACAUUCCGGGAUCACGAGCCAGGGCCCGUACGUCGCCUCGCCUCGACUCGAUCAUUCGACGCUCGACUCGCCUGCCGCAGCUGGUGUGAAAUCGAUUAGAGAGAGCUCUCUUGUCGAUUCGACGCCCCCUUCUCCUUCCGGUCUCCAGUUCCUUUUAGGUGAGCCAAGCUAGUCACUUUAUUCGUUGCGGAGGAUCGUGGCCGGGGUCUCUGUUUAUCAAAGUCUCUCCUGUCCAAGACUCCUCUGUCAUCGCCUUCCCAAAGGGCAAGUGCAGCCAAGGCAUAUAUCACCAGUGGUUCUCUGCCCUCUCGGUCAGCCCACCCCGUCGGCGGACGUGCCGUGCCGCCCCGCCCCGUCACCCUGCGUGCCACUAUUCCCACCUGCUGCUGGCUUUCUGCUCUAUACCUUACACUCCACAUAUCCUCUAUUCUGCUCUGCCCCGAUCCCUCUUACCUCGCAUAGUCCCCAUCUUAAUCUCGAUGACUCUGGUUCACGAGACCUUUGUUGCUUCCUCUACCUCACUCGACCUAUCAUCGUCCUCGUCCUCGUCCUCGUCCUCGUCCUGUCUCUAGCAAGAACCCUGCUUUCGGCUCCAUAUAUCCUGCUCCUGAUCCGUCUCUGUGGUUCUUGCUGGGCGUGCGCCGUUUCGUCUGCCUGCUAGAAUAGAUCCCAGCCGCUUGUUUACUCAACGAAGGGUACAUAUCUAUACUGGGACCGUCGUUAACACGCAAAAUGCCUAGAGACGAUCUGUCCAUCGACUUCGUCAGGAGGAUGCCGACGGCCGAGGCUCUCGACCCGGCCAUCAUCCUCGACGACUGGCUCAACCGCGUUCAGAACCUUCCAGAAGAAAUUCGCUUCUUGCAGGAUGAGAUUGCCGACAGGGACCGGCAGUAUGGCGACUGCGUCAAGCUGAUUGAGGACCGCGAUGGAAAGAUACAGAAAUGGAUCAGGGCGAACGGCAGUCACGAGACGAACCCGCGCGAGCAGGGCAUGCGAUCUCAGAUGCGCGACAACUUCAUCCGUGCCGACCAGCUCGCCACGGAGAAGAUCGCCCUGACCCAGAAGCUGCAGAUCAUCAUGGACAAGCACCUGCGAAACCUCGAUCAACACAUCAAGAUGCUAUACGACCGCGCCGAGCCCGGCUUCAACGAACCCGACGAAUGCCCCUCCCUCAUCCGGCCCAGCGCCGCGAACCACUCUGCCCCGUCAGGCCGAUCCAUCAACCCCGCGAGCCACCUCGUCGCCUCCGCCAUCACCGCGACGCCGUUGAAUCCGAUCGUCAACUCGUCGAGUCCGGUCACGGCUCGCGCAGGAAACCCCCAGAUCCGCAACGCCCAGUCCCAGCAGCACGCUUCCUCGGCCCCCGCGACGCCUGCUGCUAGCAUGAUAAUGAACCGCCAGGCUCGGGAGAGUUCGGCAGGGCCGGGGAGCGGCGCGCCAAAGAGAGGACCGCGUUCCGUCUCCGGACUGGGUGUCCUUCCUGCGACGUCGAGCAAUCUGGCUAGGCACUCGUCACUGGGACCAGGAACACCGAAGGGAUCUACCCCUGGACCGAACGGCACGGUGCGAGCGGGCAGCGCAGGGCCCAGAUCGUCGUCCACAAAGGCAUCGAGCGUCUCGGGCAUACGGAAAGGGACGCCGAGCGGCGCAGGCCGGAAGAAGCCGAUCAGCAGCAACAAGUCGUCCCUGUCCCGCGUGAAAAAGGCCGGAAGCCGCAACUCUCCAGCUUCGACGGCAGAUAGUGAGCUAUCGGAUGCCGAGAGUGGAAGCGGCGACGACGGCGACCACAGGAGCCGCGUAGACCGUACGAGUGGCACCCCCGCGCGCGACGGCAAGGACGGCGACGGCGACGACAGCAUGCUCGACGCCGAGGAUGACGAGGCUGGCGACGACAAGAAAUACUGCACGUGCCAGAAUGUCAGCUUCGGCGACAUGGUGGCGUGCGACAAUGAGGAUUGCCCCUACGAGUGGUUCCACUGGUCGUGCGUCGGCCUCAAGAGCGAGCCGAACGGGACGUGGUACUGCCCCGUGUGUACGGAGAACAUGGAGAAGCAGAAGAAGAAAUAAGGCAUCGUACCUUACUGGGAAGAUAACGGGACAGCGGUGUGAUUCGAGCGUUUAUACCCCUUUUUGGAGGUUCAGGUGGGCGGCGUUUGGUAGCUUGAUUAUCAGGGUGAGGGUCCUCGUGAACGAGAGAUCCAAUCACCAAGGAAGGACCAGGCGUUUUUUCGGGCGAGAUCAAUGUCACAGCUGGCGUCACACACGCAUGGAAACCGAAUAGACACAAUCUUCCUUCUUGACAUCUGUCGUAUACUCUGACUCCCUG